UGCUCUGACUUCCAAGUACACCCGGACUGCGCCUCAAUCAGUGAAUCCAAACUUACAUUCUUCGAGACGAUCUUCAAGGUCUGUGUAGCAUUCCGACGUCGAACAAAGGACAUCUCAUCAGAGCGUUUACAAUUCUGGUAUAUUUCGCGGGAUGAUUGAGUCACCAGAAUGUGCCGUCUUCAAAACACUACAGACAUCAUCCCCAAGGCUUAUCUCCGGUACGAAUCUGGAGAGGCGGGGUACAUUUAUCUGAAGACUUACAGUAGAUAGCACUGAUGAUCUAUUCUGCUUCAGCUUCAUAUUCCAUCAUCACUCUUCUUCUCUCUUUGUUCUACUAUCUCUGAGUCUGGCAUCCCAGGAGAUCUGUCGCACAACUGCCAGCAGCAAUCACCGACCUUCGUGUCAUUACCAAUAUGGACAUCCUCAACCUGCCCCAAGAACUCCUAAGCAAUAUCCUCUCCUUUCUCCAUCCUCAAGACAUAGUUCAAUUCGGACAAACAUGUAAAGAUGCCCACCACUUCAUCAAUCCCAGCAACCAAAUCCUCUGGAGAUCAGCGUUUCUACAUAUUUUCGACGACCCAAAAGACGCUUGGUGGCUGAUGCCUGGAUCAACCACUCAUAUCUCCAAGAUCACUGACUGGUAUUGGCACGAAGAACUCGUGCGAAGACUGUCAGCUCUACGAGCCAUUCGAUCAAAAUGGGUAGCAGCAGACGAGAAUUCUCGUGCUGAGGCACAUCUCGACGCCCUGCUGAAUAUCAUCGACACCGCCAAAUUCACCCCCACAGCUCGGGACAUUGCCAAUGGCAGAACUCCCCUCGAAGACGACAGAUACCUGUCGCUCAACAUGCAGAUCCUCGCAGACACAGAUCAAUUCCGAGCAGGUCUCGAGAACCUCAUCCACGACUGCGGCACACUCGGCUACAUGAGAUAUGCAGGAUCCGACGGCAACCCAUGGAACUCGCCGCGCCGACCCGUGACACGAUCCAUGACAUGGAUCGAGAACGAAAGAAAUCGACCAGAAGCCGCUUCGAGGCUGCACGUCAUGUUCGGUCUGACCGUGCGCGAACGAAUCGAACACAAAGCUCGCGGCGCCGCCCGGCGUAAAGUCUACGACUGGGGUCUCAGCGGACCAGACAACGACUAUGGUCCUUUCAAACGUGACGGUACCGGCCAAGUAGACUGGAGUCUCCUCGAAGGUGUGCAUAGUGUCAUCGCACGCAACUUCGCCAUGUGUGUCGAAGGUCACAUAUCGAUGCCUCAAGGUUUCUGUUUCUCCAUUCCUCACCGCACCUUACAGGAUCCAACCGUGCCGGCUGACUGGGCACGGGUCUCGGGCUCCUGGCUAGGGACAUAUUCAUUUCUCGACUACGCCGACCUCUACGCCUUUAACACCUGGGACGAGCAACUCGGUGCGCGACCGACCUUGGAUGACGAGCCCGAAGCAUGCGGCGAUUUGAUGAAGCUGGAGCUGAAGCUCGACGACAGCCUGUCCUCAGAUCCAAGACUACAGACCCUGCUACCUGUAUCCCAUGAUCUGCCUGUGCUGUACUUCUCGGGCCUAUCACGAGCACACGCCGGCAUGCACAGACCUGUCAUUGGUGUACGAGGGACUGCGAGCCUCGUCCCGGGCGGAAGAGAAGUGAGAUGGCGGUUCAUUAUAUCGUAUUCUGGUCAUGAUCAGUGGCAGUUGGAAGGUGUGCAACCUGGCGGUGUGAGAUCAGGUGGAGUCUUUGGUUUGUGGUCGCAAUGUGAUCAUGAAGACAAUGGGCCUGUUGGACCAUUCUGUUACUUCCCAAUGGAAUUGUGCAAGCCCACAAGCGUUGUACUUGUAAGCUGAGAAUGACAGAAUGCAAAUAUAUGAUACAAGUUAUGCACCGUCCGCCGGUCCUCAUGGGGCACAGUCUCUGCAAACUCCGAAGGUUCAUGAUCCAGCCUUGAUUCGUCGUUCCAUAUCUCGUCCUCCAUCCUCAUCAAUUCGUAUCUCAUGUCAUCGUAAUCAUCCUGUCCACCAGGCAAAUGCCUAGCUCGGCAUCAUCGAAGGUUGUACACUUGAGUAUUUUGUCGAUCACCAGUCCGAACGAUCCU
Molecule: messenger RNA, 2086 nt
Organism: Exophiala viscosa
Lineage: Eukaryota; Fungi; Ascomycota; Eurotiomycetes; Chaetothyriales; Herpotrichiellaceae
Exons: 1
Coding region: 414-1838 (474 amino acids)
Molecular function (GO): protein binding
Source: RefSeq, a predicted model, not a curated record